CCCUGCCCCUCCCCCCUCCGCAGAUCUGGCGCGUCCGGCAUGCCCCCGAGGCGCAGGUUCAUGCCCCGCACGCUCGCGGAGUGCCGGCGGGCGCUUGGGGAAGUGGACGACCCGGGCCUCGGCGCAGCGCUGAUGGAUACCCCGGCUGGCGAUGGAGGGCCCCACGCGCUGCUGUCGAAGCCCAAGCCUGGCGACUGGCUCGACAGCCGCGAGGAGCUGGGGCAGAGCUUCCCCCAGUACGCUAAGCGGAUGGGCCCGAGGGGGGGGCAGGUGUUGCCGCGCCAAGGCUGCGACGGUCUCCUCGUUUGUCCGGUCGGCUCGUCGUUCUCGGAGGGGGUCGGUGCGCUGUUCAUGCCGCAUUUGCUGCGGUUCUAUGCUGCGUUCUUCCCCGGCAUGACGGUCGAGGUGCUCGAGAAGCCGUUGUCGUUGAGCGGCGUUCGGAGCCGCGAGAACGACUUCAAGCACAGGCAAUACCUCAUCGGCGACGUGUUCACAAUGCUGCACACGCACAAGGAUCAGACGAUCGACGUGGUGUCCCGACGCAGCGCGUACACCCGCCUCGCAAUCACGCUCGAAGAUAUCCACACGGCGGCGGAUAUACCCCGGGGAUGA
Prorocentrum cordatum is the source of this 612-nucleotide messenger RNA. Lineage: Eukaryota; Dinophyceae; Prorocentrales; Prorocentraceae. The record is from the annotation of a GenBank genome assembly.